Molecule: messenger RNA, 1581 nt
Organism: Lathyrus oleraceus (garden pea)
Lineage: Eukaryota; Viridiplantae; Streptophyta; Magnoliopsida; Fabales; Fabaceae
Exons: 1
Coding region: 1-1581 (526 amino acids)
Source: RefSeq, a predicted model, not a curated record
AUGAAUCCUGAAAGAAGAAGCACAUUUCAAUUCAAGUACAAGAAAGUGGACCUUGAUAGUUUGAAGAAGUUGAGUGUCAAAGUGAUCAAGCUCUUUGAAUUCGUGGACGAUUAUGGGAGUAUUCUGAGUAUUUUGAAUGAAAAGAUGGAACCAAUGACAACUGUGACUAUAACUCAAUUCUACGACCCACCUCUGCGUUGUUUCACCUUUUCUGACUUCCAAUUAGCUCCUACUUUGGAAGAGUUAGAGAGAAUUGUGGGUCGGAACUUGAGGGACCAUGAUCCAUUUCCCAAGUUUGAUGAAGGUAUCACUGCCAAGAGAAUAACUUCAGUUUUGGGUCUGGAGGUCCAAUUGGUCAUAAGUAAUUGGGAUAAGAAGGGAGCCUUCAAUGGUUUUUCCAGAUGGUUUUUAGAAGAACAAGCUGUGAAGUUGGAGAAAGAGGGAAAACGGAAAGCAUUCCAUUUCGUUCUAGCCCUAUUUGUUUAUGGGAUAGUAUUGUUUCCAAAUCUCGACAGUUUCGUAGAUCAUGUGGCCGUAAGAAUAUUCCUCUCUGGUAAUCCGGUACCUUUUUUCCUAGCUGCUAUCUACUAUGCCCUCCAUGAACGUCAUGAGAAGAAAGGGGGAACCUUUUUGUGUUGCGAACAGUUGUUGCAUACUUGGUUCAUAUCUCACAUGCCCGAAAAAGGACCCUACACCUCCAAAACACUUAAACCCUCUCAGAAGUUAACUUCCAUUACUACCAACCAUGUCAAAUGGUAUAUCAGAGAUUGGAAGACCCUGGAUAUUAUUGUUAGCAUUGGAGACUUUCCUAAUGUACUUUUGAUAGGGACUAGAGGUUGCAUCAACUACAACCCUAUGUUAUCCCUGAUGCAACAUGGUUACUCCAUGAAUGGACCUCCAAAAGCUGAAGCUUUAGAGCCUUUCAUUUUGCAUGACAUUGAUGCAGACAACCCAAUUGUGAAGAAGAUUAAGAAAUCCUGGAAACCAAUUGUUAGAAGGGGUAAGGAGUUUGGAAGGAGGAAUGUCCUUGUGAAAGAGCCUUACACUCGCUGGGUAAGAGAGAGAGUUCAAGUGGUUAAGCUCCCAUUUCCAUUUGAUCCCUCUAUUUUUCCUCCAGUUCCUGAGCCAGAACCUAUAUUACCUGAAGACGUUGAGAAACUCAAUGCCAAAAUUAAGGAGCUGGAAUUAGAAAACUCUGAGUUACAGCUUAAGCUUAAUCGAACCACUUUGGAAAAUGAAAAUCUGAAGGAUGAACGUAAAGAGAAGGACCUAGACCUUGAAGCUAGCAACAAGAGAGAAAGAACAUUUGAAGACAAGAAGGAUGAGCUUGAUGAUAUUCUCAUAGGUACAAAAUCUGUGUUCAAAACCAAGAAUGAGGAGCUCAAAAAAGCCCACCUCAAAAUUCAAGAGUUGGACAAAAUGUUGGAGAGAUCUCUUGUGGAGAAGAGAGAAGCUAGACUCGAUUAUGAAGCUCAAAUCUGUGAACCCAGGGACACUCUCAAGAAUUGCAAAGAUAAGUUGUCUCGUGAGGUCCUUUGGAAAGAGGAAGCUGAGAGGAACUGUCUCCGCCUUGAGUACUAG